ACUGCCAUCGAGAGGUUGGAAAGUAAGAUUAACCUACUAUCUAAUACGAACUCCGCACAUUUGAUUCUUGAAAAUCGACUGAUGAGAGAAACUGACAUCCUGCCUACAUAGAUAAAUAUGUUUAACUGAAAUUUGUAUGUUGAACAACAGAGACAGGGUUUGUGUGAUCAUCGCUGGAUCACCAAUUUACUCAUGUCAUAUCAUAUCAUCUGAAAUCACAUUUAGUAUUUUGAAGGCAAUCAUGCAGUGUAUCACAGACUUCACAUUCAACAAAACCCAAUCGACUACUUCUUCUCGAGUGAAGACCAGUUGUGGUCAAGUAGAUUUGAACCACGUCAGAAAUUCCCAAUACACCAUCAUUCACACCCACAGCCACAGAGACACACGCACAUUAGCGCGAAUAAAUGCGUUUAAGAUAUCUGAAAUAUGCGAUUGGAUGAAGUUGACUGCACUCACUGACUAUCUGUCAUUCUGGGUGAGGAAUGACGUGUCUUCUUCAAGUCAAAUUAUUCACACCGAUAGUGAAUACUGGUCGAUUCAUUCGUGUUUCUCCCUUUACUCAUAACAUUCAGCGUUUCUUGCUCUUUCAUGAAGUCAAUAAUGCUCACCAUCUUUCAUUUUUUCAACAGGAGCGGGAAGAGAAAACUAGAAGA
Molecule: messenger RNA, 653 nt
Organism: Trichobilharzia regenti
Lineage: Eukaryota; Metazoa; Platyhelminthes; Trematoda; Strigeidida; Schistosomatidae
Source: the annotation of a GenBank genome assembly